Molecule: messenger RNA, 543 nt
Organism: Etheostoma cragini (Arkansas darter)
Lineage: Eukaryota; Metazoa; Chordata; Actinopteri; Perciformes; Percidae
Product: synaptosomal-associated protein 25-like
Exons: 5
Coding region: 227-511 (94 amino acids)
Biological process (GO): exocytosis; synaptic vesicle fusion to presynaptic active zone membrane; synaptic vesicle priming
Cellular component (GO): plasma membrane; SNARE complex
Molecular function (GO): SNAP receptor activity; voltage-gated potassium channel activity; syntaxin-1 binding
Source: RefSeq, a predicted model, not a curated record
ACAGCCGGAGGAACAACAGGUCUCCACCGCGGACUGCGGGUGCUUUAACGCGGGGAGAAUCUGCACGAGACCUCCGGGAGAAGCGACAGAAGAGCCGAUGAAAGGGGCCAAAACCAGCUGAUGCUGCAGCCUAAUCUGGUUACCUGGGACUGAACACACACACACACACACACACACACAGACACACACACACACACACACACACACACACGCGCGGGAGGCCAACAUGGCGUCAGACCCGCCCAUCUUUACAGAGCAGCAGGAGCUGCAGAGGAGAGCCAAUCAGAUCACAGAUGAGUCCCUGGAGAGUACACGGCGGAUGAUGCAGCUGGUUGAAGAGAGUAAAGACGCCGGGAUCCGAGCUGUGGUCAUGCUGGAUGAACAAGGAGAGCAGCUGGAGCGUAUUGAGGAAGGCAUGGACACCGUCAACAGGGACAUGAAAGAGGCCGAGAAGAACCUGACAGACAUGGCCCAGUGCUGUGGUCUGUGUAUCUGGCCAAUCAGGAAGUAGGUCUUGGUUUCCGGGGAUCCGCACCGUCUUCA